AUGUUCAGUUCAAGCGCGAAGAUUGUGAAGCCCAAUGGCGAAAAGCCGGAUGAAUUCGAGUCUGGUAUUUCUCAGGCUCUUCUUGAGCUAGAGAUGAACUCGGACCUAAAGGCUCAGUUACGAGAGCUGAACAUAACUGCAGCUAAGGAAAUUGAAGUUGGUGGUGGUCGGAAAGCUAUUAUAAUCUUUGUUCCUGUUCCUCAACUCAAGUCUUUCCAGAAAAUCCAAGUCCGACUAGUACGUGAACUGGAGAAAAAGUUCAGUGGAAAGCACGUGGUCUUUAUUGCUCAGAGGCGAAUUCUGCCUAAACCAACUCGGAAAAGCCGGACAAAAAAUAAGCAAAAGCGUCCCAGGAGCUGUUGA
Chrysochloris asiatica (Cape golden mole) is the source of this 363-nucleotide messenger RNA. RefSeq names its product ribosomal protein S7 (gene RPS7). The coding region runs from base 1 to 363 and encodes 120 amino acids. The record is from RefSeq and is a predicted model, not a curated record. Gene Ontology annotation, biological process: translation; ribosomal small subunit biogenesis; rRNA processing. The transcript has 5 exons. Gene Ontology annotation, molecular function: structural constituent of ribosome. Lineage: Eukaryota; Metazoa; Chordata; Mammalia; Afrosoricida; Chrysochloridae. Gene Ontology annotation, cellular component: ribosome; 90S preribosome; cytosolic small ribosomal subunit.